This is a messenger RNA of Lachnellula hyalina, 369 nucleotides long. RefSeq names its product ER membrane protein complex subunit. Gene Ontology annotation, cellular component: endoplasmic reticulum; EMC complex; membrane. The transcript is spliced from 2 exons. The record is from RefSeq and is a predicted model, not a curated record. Gene Ontology annotation, biological process: autophagosome assembly; protein folding in endoplasmic reticulum. NCBI's taxonomy places the organism in Eukaryota, Fungi, Ascomycota, Leotiomycetes, Helotiales, Lachnaceae. Bases 1 to 369 code for a protein of 122 amino acids.
AUGCUGACCGAACGUGAGCUGCAGAUCAGCCCAAUUGUGCUGGAAUCGGUGCAGCACAACACCAAGACACUCACUACCCUGCACAAUCUAACCGCCUCCCUGUUUGGCGUCGGUGCCGGCAUCCUUGGUCUGGAAUCAUACCCAGGUUUCAUCUUCUACCUAGUCUUCUCCCUGCUCACUUCCGCCCUUGUGUAUGCAUUCCGUGUGCGCCCAGCGAUUAUUAAGAACUCUAUAUCUGGUGGGAAAGCCGGUGCAGGCAUAGAGAGAUAUUUCAUGGGCAGCAUGGAGCUUUGGACCGGGGGAUUAUUUGAGGGGCUGAGUGGGUUUGUCUUGACCUGGACUUUAUUUUAUGGUUUGGUCAGAGCUUGA